Molecule: messenger RNA, 2052 nt
Organism: Lodderomyces parapsilosis
Lineage: Eukaryota; Fungi; Ascomycota; Pichiomycetes; Serinales; Debaryomycetaceae
Product: serine-type carboxypeptidase
Exons: 1
Coding region: 1-2052 (683 amino acids)
Biological process (GO): apoptotic process; proteolysis
Cellular component (GO): trans-Golgi network
Molecular function (GO): serine-type carboxypeptidase activity
Source: RefSeq, a predicted model, not a curated record
AUGCUUCGUACACUCUUUUGCAUUGUUUUCAUACUAGCGGGGUCGAUUUUGGCUGCGCCGCCAAAAGCUGGCAGUGAUGAAUCGAAGCAGUACAUGGUCACCAAUUUGCCAGGACUCAGCCAGAUCAACGACGAUUUCAAGCCACUAAUGUAUGCCGGUCAACUAGAGCUAUUCGCUGAAAACAACACCAAUUACUUUUUUUGGAAAUUUACUGAUGGGAAUAAGAAUGCCAAUUCAACAUCUUACAAGCGCACAACGUUUUGGCUCAAUGGUGGACCUGGUUGCUCGUCCAUGGAUGGCGCAUUGUUAGAGUCGGGACCAUUCAGGAUAGACAAGUCUCAAAAUGUGGUUAUGAAUAAUGGGUCGUGGCAUAAGUCGAGUGAUGUUAUCUAUGUGGAUCAACCAGCAGGAACUGGGUUUAGUUACACAGAACAAGGAAAAUACGUGCAUGAGUUGUAUGACAUGGCAUUUUAUUUUAUCAAGUUUAUGGAGGAGUAUUACAAGAUUUACCCUGAAGAGCUAGACAAUGAUAUUUAUCUUGCUGGUGAAUCUUAUGCUGGUCAGUAUAUCCCUUAUAUUGCAAAGGCCAUACUUGAAAGAAACUCUCAUUUACAAGAGGGUCAAAAGGAGUAUAAACUAAAGGGUUUACUCAUUGGUAAUGGUUGGGUAUCACCAAAUGAGCAAAGUUUGGCAUACAUGCAUUUUUUUUUAAAAAGAGAUUUGAUCAAAAAAGAUAAUCCAAUGUUUCGUAGACUACUCGCAAAACAAGAAAGUUGUCAAAGAAUAGUGGACAAGAUUGAUGCCCAUUUCGAUGACAAAGAGGUUAACCAAAUUGAAGUUGAUUCAUCUGAGUGUGAAAGUAUAUUAACACAGUUGUUGUUGGCUACUCAAGAUAGCCUGGCUGCUCAUGAUCAGCAAUGUAUCAACAUGUAUGACUACACUUUGAGAGACUCGUAUCCAUCUUGUGGUAUGAACUGGCCGUAUGAAUUAAAAUAUGUGAAACCUUUUUUGAAUAAUGAUGAUAAUAAACACGAGUUGAAUUUAAAGAAAUUGAAAACUUGGAAUGAAUGCAGUGGCAGGGUAGGCAGAAACUUUAAUGCUCGUAAUUCAUUCCCCUCGGUGCAUUUACUUCCAGAUUUGCUAAAGCAAGUCCCCAUCGUCUUGUUCAAUGGAGCUAAUGAUAUCAUCUGCAACACCGAGGGAGUUUUACUGUACAUUUCCAAAUUAAAAUGGAAUGGUAUUAAAGGAUUUGAAAACACCGAUGCUAAAGCUGACUGGGUGCACGAUGAAAAGAAUGUGGGGUACUUGCUUCAAGAAAGAAACUUGACUUUUAUCAAUAUUUAUAAUUCCAGUCAUAUGGUACCAUACGACUUGCCUGAUGUUUCAAGGGCAUUACUCGACAUCAUUGCAGGUAACUUUGAUGAGAAAACAAUCGAUAAUAAACCAACGGUUGUGACUUAUCCUUUGGGAGUCAAGAGACAGGGUCAGGAUGCACUGCAUGACAAUGCUGAUGAAACACCAUCAGAAACAGCAACAUCCACAAACUCCAUUUCCAGCUCCACCACCACUGAGUCCAUUCCAAAAGCUUCAUCUACAGCAACUGCAAAUGACGAGCCAACUAGCCAUAAAGUCACCAGACUCAUUCAAUUGGCAGUUAUCAUUAUUGUCAUCUGGGGACUCUACUUGUUAUAUGCAUCAUACAGAGCUAGACCGGCAUCAAUUAUAAAGAAAUCUACCGCCGCUGCUGCAAGUGGCAGGAAGAAGAAUGUACAAUGGGCAGAUCAACUUCAUGAAGAUGGUGAGUUCGACCACCUACAGCAACAACAAGGGGGGUUCCUCGCUAAAACCUUUGGAAAAUUGACCGGCAAUAAUGGCUAUUCUAGAGCAAAUAGAGAGGACUAUGUUGACGACAUAGAGCUAGGUGAGAACGUUGGUGAUUCGCAAUUGGAUGAUUUCAUUAUUGCUAGCGAUGAUGAAGGAGAAGAUAGUAGAGUCCACAAUGAGAAUGAUGAUGAGGACUCAAGAAAGAAAGGGGCUAGUGAAAUUGUGUAG